CCGAGUAUUAAGCUCCACCUUGACCAGGCCCCCGUCACUCCUCCUUCUUCCCAUUCCCCGUCGAGCCCCCGUCUGUCCGCUCCGCGACGCCGCGAUCCCUUCGACGCCUCCGAUCUCCAGCCUCCGACGAGAUGGCCGAGAUUGAGAUUAAAACAGCACCUGCUGACUUCCGCUUCCCUACAACAAACCAAACUAGGCACUGUUUUACUCGCUAUGUUGAGUUCCACAGGUGUGUGAGUGCCAAGGGGGAUGAAGCUGCUGAAUGUGAGAAAUUUGCCAAGUACUACCGAUCUCUUUGCCCAGCUGAAUGGGUUGACAGGUGGAACGAGCAGAGGGAGAACGGGACAUUUGCAGGGCCCCUCUAAAUCAUCUGUUUGAGAGUCUCCUCAAUUGCUUUCGUGUCAGCGCUACUGCUGUCUUGUGGUUGGAAUUUAUGCUCCUGUCAUGUACUCUCUCCCAGCAAUCGCUGCAGAACAGCAAGUGAUGCUUUUCUCUAUGUUGCACAAAUAAUUCAGCAUGCUUAUGUAUUCUGUCAUUGAGGACAUGCAUUUUCACAUUUGUUAAAUGAAUUACAUUCUGAAAUGAGGUUAAUUUCAUUGCCCAUUGCUUGACUCUAA
Messenger RNA from Triticum aestivum (bread wheat), 617 nucleotides. RefSeq names its product cytochrome c oxidase subunit 6b-3. The record is from RefSeq and is a predicted model, not a curated record. NCBI's taxonomy places the organism in Eukaryota, Viridiplantae, Streptophyta, Magnoliopsida, Poales, Poaceae. Gene Ontology annotation, cellular component: mitochondrion; respiratory chain complex IV. The transcript is spliced from 4 exons. The coding region runs from base 132 to 365 and encodes 77 amino acids.